CCCUCCCCUCCCCUCAGGAUCUUCGAGUACCGGGGCCGGGUGUCCCCGGUGCCGCGGGUGGUGCCGGUGAAGCGGCCGCGGGUCACCAUCCCCCUGGUGCGGCGCGUCAAGGCCUCGCUGCCCGUCAAGCUCUUCGCCAGGUCGGCUGCCAUCGCCAACAGCUCGGCCAGGCUCAAGUUGAAGAGCAGCGAGCUGCAGACAAUCAAAACUGAGCUGACACAGAUCAAAUCCAACAUUGAUGCUCUCCUGGGCCGGCUGGAGCAGAUUGCUGAGGAGCAGAAGCUGUCUGCAGAGGCCCGGAAGAAGGCGGAGAGCAGCAAGAGCGAGGUGUCCCAGGAGGACACGGCCUCCGAGGCCGAGGCCACCGCCGAGGAGCCGCUCAAUGGGGAUGAGGGCGAGGAGGAGGGGCUGGCACGGGAGGAGUGUGAAGAUGAACUGGAGAACAGCCAUUACACAGACGUGGAGGAUGCCAGGCUACAGUAACCAGCUGUGAGCAGCAGUGUGAGGAAAGCACGAGGCUAAACCCUGUCCUGGCACGUUGAGCAAGACAAGCUGAAUGGAAGGGCUGCUGUCAUCUCUACCUGGCAUUCAAAGGAGAAACAUGGCCCGACAUCUUCCAUCCAUCUGUAAAGCAAAGGCAAAGAAAACUCAUCCUCCCAGCAGAUCCCCACCACCCCUGCAAUGGAUUCGGAGCUCUGCAGCCAGCAGAGGAGGCAGGAGCCAGACCUGCACAACCCAGAGUCACCACAGAGAGCAGAAGUGUCCUGAGGUGUUCUAGAGCUGCUUGCAGGAGAGCAGAGAGAGCUCAGCCCAGCCCAGUAAAGACAUUUUUCCUCUGCGAGGUGAGAGCCAGAGCAUUUCCUAACAGGGAGAAGCAGUGUCUCAGUUUGGACAGUUUGUGUUCUUGUGCUGAAGAUCCAGCUGGGUCAGAGGCUGUGGGGUGAGCUGUCCUCCAGCACAGCCACCUCCUGUCACCUCUCUUGUGCCCCACGAGCUGCUGUGUGUCCACAGUCACUUCCAGGUGGAAAGGAGUCGGUGCUGGAGCAGUUGCUGUGCUCUGGGAAGCCACUCGAAGAGGGAUAGGGGAGAGGAAGCUGCAGGAAAGCAAGUGAUCCCAAGCAGGAGAAAGUAAGCAAACGUCACCCUCAGUGGUUUGGUGUCCUCAUCCUCCACCAUGUGAGAGCUGAGCAAGCCUCUGCAGAGUGAGGGGUGUGAGCAGAUGAGACCCUUUCCUUGGACCAGCUGCUCCCCAGAAGGGAUGUGGAGCACCCAACUCCUGCAGCCUGGAACCAGAGACAUCAGCCCCUUCCCUGGCUGCCCACGUCUCCUCCUGCCCCGGUCAGGACACGCCAGGGGAGCGGUGCUGCCGCUCCUGCCUGAGCUCCAGCGCCAGGGUGACAGCGUGCCCGAGGCCGGGGACACCCCGAGCAGGGUGUGCCAGCACCUCCCCUGCUCCCCAGACCCCAGCUGCUUUGCCCCCUGCCCCGUGCUGUGAGCAGAGGGCUCAUCGUGGGACCCCCGCACCCGAGAGGCCUCGGCCGUCCUCCUCCUCGUUUCUCCCUCCUGGGCUCCGUUUUCCCGGGACUGGAGCUCGGGCAGCUUUACCCAGAGCUGCUGUGUCCUGCCUGCCCUUCCCCUCCAGGACAGCACACACAUCCGUGCUUGGAACCAGAGCAGUGUCCACACCUUCCCCCGGCCAGUCCCUCCCACACAACACCUGCGUGCUCCCAGUGCUCCAACCUCAUCCACAGCAUCUCCUGGAAGGGUGAAGGGAAAACAGCUCCAGGGGUGACACUUCCCUGCCCCUGGUGCCGUCCUGGAGGACACGUGGCUCUUGAAGCACAAAGUUUUCUUUGCAUUUCUUAGUUUGGGCUGCUUGGGGAGGGGUUGGAGGGAGCCCCGUGCUUGCCCUGCCCUUGUUCCUGUGCAAGGUCUGCCCCGAGUUGUCCCGAGCUGUUCUCCAGGCCUGGAGAGAUGAGCUGCAGGUUUGGCUGUGAACUGACUGUGCUGCUGCUGUUUGGGAGAGAGGUGACCUUGUACAUACAAUCCUGUAUAAUAAAAGAAAGAAAUCUA
Molecule: messenger RNA, 2073 nt
Organism: Cyanistes caeruleus (blue tit)
Lineage: Eukaryota; Metazoa; Chordata; Aves; Passeriformes; Paridae
Source: RefSeq, a predicted model, not a curated record